AUGGCAUCAAAUCACCCAAUUUCCAACCUGCCCUAUGAUCACCAAUCACAUACUCAACAGUACUGGAACUCGAAUGGGCAAUAUCCUCCUAUGAACAACUAUCCAAAGCCGUCUUCAGGGCUAUACGGCUCAGGAUUACCUUUGUCUGCCAAUGUGCAUCUUGACCCUCGGGCUGGCUUGAACCGCACACCGAGCCCUACUCCGAGUGAAGCGAAGGAGUUACAGACUGGUGCUAUUGACUUCAAGGCUAUGAUGAAUUGGCGGUUCUGGAUACGGAGAGAAUGGCUUUGGUAUUACGUUGCCCUUGUUAUCAUCACUGUCAUUACCGCCCUCAUAACAAUCUUCCAUGAUCAAAUUGUCGGCUGGUUGACUCCUUUUACUCAGUGGCUACAUGGUCUCAAAUUUGGCUGGCUUGUUCCUAUAGGAAUUCUGUUUGUGCUAUCCUUCCCCCCGCUUUUUGGUCACGAAAUUGUCGCUAUUCUUUGUGGCCUCGUCUGGGGUCUAUGGAUUGGCUUUGCAAUCGUAGCUGCUGGUACAUUUAUUGGUGAAAUAGGAAAUUUCUAUGCAUUCAAAUAUUGUUGUCGCGCUCGGGGAGAAAAGAUGGAAAAGACCAAUAUAUCUUACGCUUGUCUUGCCAAAGUUGUCCGUGAUGGUGGUUUCAAAAUUGCCCUGAUCGCUCGCCUUUCCGCAAUUCCAGGGCAUUUUACCACCGCGGUAUUCUCUACCUGCGGAAUGAAUGUCUUCGUUUUUUCUAUAGCCGCUAUCCUUUCGCUUCCUAAGCAAUUCAUCACGGUCUAUCUUGGUGUCAUUCUGGGAGAGGCUGCUGGACAGGAAAGUACCAAGCAGAAACUCAUUUCUGAUGGUGUGGUUGCGAUCACCGUGAUCGUCACUAUCGCCGCCUGCUGGUAUUUAUUGCGCAAGAUGAACCAAGUCAAACCUGAUAUUAUUUACGCGAGGAGGAAGGCUCGGCAAGCCAAGUUGAACAGCGGUAGUAUGUAUAGUACUCCCAAUCUCAGUGGAUCAGAUAUAUACAAUCCAAAUGCUUCUGAAACCAACAUUCCUCUUACU
Lentinula edodes (shiitake mushroom) is the source of this 1068-nucleotide messenger RNA. RefSeq lists its product as uncharacterized. The transcript has 7 exons. The record is from RefSeq and is a predicted model, not a curated record. The annotation marks the transcript as partial. NCBI's taxonomy places the organism in Eukaryota, Fungi, Basidiomycota, Agaricomycetes, Agaricales, Omphalotaceae.